This is a messenger RNA of Empidonax traillii (willow flycatcher), 1458 nucleotides long. Its product is annotated as protocadherin gamma-B1-like. Gene Ontology annotation, biological process: homophilic cell-cell adhesion. The transcript has 3 exons. The record is from RefSeq and is a predicted model, not a curated record. Gene Ontology annotation, cellular component: plasma membrane. NCBI's taxonomy places the organism in Eukaryota, Metazoa, Chordata, Aves, Passeriformes, Tyrannidae. Bases 82 to 1458 code for a protein of 458 amino acids. Gene Ontology annotation, molecular function: calcium ion binding.
AAUCUUCGGGUAAAUGAGAGGAUAGACCGAGAGAGCAUCUGCGGGGCCGUGUCGCCCUGUGUCCUCCGCUUGGAGGCAUUCAUGGAAAACCCUUUCGACAUGUUUCAUGUGAGCGUUACUAUCCAGGAUAUCAAUGACAAUGCGCCGCAGUUUGACAAAGAAUUUGUUACCAUAGAAAUGAUCGAGUCGACGCCUCCUGGGACCAGGUUCCCACUUGGCAGUGGCAGAGACCCCGACAUUGGGGCAAACUCAUUACAAAAGUACGAACUUACCCCCAAUCCACUCUUCUCACUCUUCGUGAGGGAGAGUCCUGAUGGGACGAAACACGCGGAACUAGUACUGGAGAAAAACUUAGACCGAGAAAAACAGAGAAACCACAAUUUGAUACUGACGGCACUGGAUGGUGGGGAUCCAGUCCGAUCCGGGACAGCCCAGAUUAAUAUUAACGUGACCGACGCUAAUGACAACCCGCCAGUAUUCACCAAAGAGAUCUACAAGGUUCAACUGAUGGAAAACCUGCCAGAGGGCUCCUUAGCUUUUCAGGUGAAAGCUACUGACAGUGAUGAAGGUACAAAUGCAGAAAUUACCUACUCUUUCAGUGACAUCGCAAGGAGCGCUCGCCAGGUCUUCUCUCUGGACCCCAAGACAGGGGAUGUGAAGGUUACAGGCCUAUUAGAUUAUGAAGAAAGGAAAUAUUAUGAGGCGAGUGUUGAAGGGAAGGACGGGGGAGGCCUGACUGCCCACGCCAAAGUGCACAUAGACAUUAUAGAUGUAAAUGACAAUGCGCCAAGUCUUUCCCUUCUGCCUAUCUUGAACCCGAUACCCGAAGACACAGUCCCAAGCACAGUUGUAGCUGUGAUCAACGUCCGUGACAGAGAUUCGGGAGAAAAUGGAGAAGUGAGCUGUAACAUGGACGGAAAUCUGCCUUUCAGAUUAGAAAUGUCAUCGGAGAACACCUAUAAACUUAUAAUAGCCAGUGCCCUGGACAGAGAAGCAGUGUCCGCUUACAAUAUUACCAUCACUGCAAGGGACCGGGGCAGGCCGGCGCUGUGGAGCGAGGCGGAGCUGGUGCUGGAGGUGUCGGACGUGAACGACAACGCGCCGGUGUUCGAGGAGGCGGCGUACAGCGCGUACGUGCGGGAGAACAACGCGGCGGGCGCGCUGGUGGUGCGCGUGAGCGCGCGGGACGCGGACGCGGGCGCCAACGGGCGCGGCACCUUGCCCUACUCCUACAACCUGUGCGUGGCCGCGCCGGCCCGCGCCGCCGCCGAGGCCGCUUGGCCGCCGCCGCCGCUGCCCAUCCUGCCCGCCGAGGAGCUUCUGGCCGGGGAGCCCUGCGACAAGCCGAGCCCGAGCAGCAGCGCCGUCGCGGGAGAGCCGCCCACCGACCCCGACGCACCGCAGAGCUUUUGCUUAGAUUUUGAUGACUGCAACGCCCCUUUAAGCAAUUACCUGUGA